This is a messenger RNA of Adelges cooleyi (spruce gall adelgid), 2768 nucleotides long. Its product is annotated as fez family zinc finger protein erm-like. Gene Ontology annotation, molecular function: RNA polymerase II cis-regulatory region sequence-specific DNA binding; DNA-binding transcription factor activity. The transcript is spliced from 5 exons. The record is from RefSeq and is a predicted model, not a curated record. The coding region runs from base 257 to 2260 and encodes 667 amino acids. Lineage: Eukaryota; Metazoa; Arthropoda; Insecta; Hemiptera; Adelgidae. Gene Ontology annotation, biological process: regulation of transcription by RNA polymerase II.
ACGGCACAGCAGAUCACCAAGCGACACGCUCAUUUAUACAAUUCCCGUUAUCGCGGACGGGCCACCGACGCAUCCCGGUUGUCCCGCUAACGUAUCGCGUGCACCUGUCGUUGUCUCUCUACUACGCUGUUGUGUCCAUCCACCAUCAUUGUGUGGCCGAAUAUCACUAUCCGCACUAUCGUUGCACCAACAUCACUCCAUCCGGACAUUUGCGGCCUCCCGUCGUACGAUUGUUUCAUCGGCCGUGGCCGCUGCCAUGGAAGUAUCCGUGUCCGCCGCGCCAAUAGACUUUAGCGUUUCCGUCAAGCGAACGUCGCUCGACCGGUGCUCGUCGUCGUCUUCGUCGCCCACCGCGUCGGCCGCCGGUGCCGUCGGAUCGCCCCAACCGUUGCCGGCGGUACGGCCUCGUCCGCCGUCUGGACUGCUCGAAUACAUACAGCUUCAACACGGCACGGCCACCACCGGCGGAACGGCCGCCGACAACGACAACGGACAUCGUCGUCAUCAUUACCCACAGUAUCACCACCACGGCGGCGGUGGUGGAGGAGGAAGAGGAGAAGGAGGAGGCGGGAACAGUGCGUUUCAGCUGGUUACGCCGAAAUCAAACCACAACGAUUGUAUUAAGUUUGGCAUAAACCGGUUGGUUGGAAAGUACGACGACGGCCGCAGUACCAUUUAUGACAAUUCAAGGGUGAACAUCAUCAACAACAACAAUAACAUAACCAAGAGCUUGAACUAUCCCGCCGAGACGAUGCCAAAUGACGGAAGAGAGGAAGACGAAGACGACGAAGACGCCAACGGAACGGCGGACGCCAAGGUGACCAGCCGAUGUUCGGUGACAAAGAUUUGGUCACCGAUGAGGAGCUCGCCGUCACCAUCUACCUCGUCCGAGCCAUUAGACGUGGAGAGUCGACUGGCAUCGCCGGACAUCGACGUGGUCAGCAAGAGGACGCCGUCACCAAUAAUCAUCUCCUCUGCCUCUGCCGUCACCACGACCGUGAUCAAACCGUCGAUGGCCAAGAACUCGGAAGCUUUCAGCGUGAGCGCUCUGCUCAAGCCGGACGCGCCCCGUACCAGACAUCCGUACCACCAUCAACACGGUCAGCAUCACCACCACCAGCAAGCCACCGGAAUGGUCGACACGAUAUCCGUAACCCGGUCACUGCUGCAGCACCAUUACCCCUCGAUGCAGUUUCCGGACUUGAUCAAGGACACGCGAAAAGAUACGGUGCACUUGCUUCCUUCGGCGGCGGCGGCCAACACGCUGCUGCAAAAACACUUUUCCGGCUUCGGGUUCCAUCCACACUUCUAUUCGGCCGCCACUAACAUGUUAAACUCGUCCACAUCGCCCGACCACAACGGCGGCGACGCGCACGCCGACAGCAACCACAACUUCCUGACCAGUUCAUUGUACCUGAGCCUGGGCGCCGUUCAAGCAGCGGCCGCGGCCGCUUUUGUCCACCCGUUAUCCGGCGCAGGUAUGUCAGCCACUAAUCCGUUUCAUCCGUCUGGACAGCAGACGACGGUCGCAACUGGUUCCACCAUGUCACAUCCGUCCGCCGAGGACAUGAUGAAGUUGAGACAACAGUUUGGCGCACCGGCCGGCAACCAGCCGUUGGCUGCCUUGCCACCGCCGUCUUCGUCGUCGCCGUCUGACCCGGCCGGCCAUCUGCGACACCACCACAUGUUAAUGAGGGGAACAGUGUUUGGCGACGUUUACUCAUGCAUCAAGUGCGACAAGAUGUUCCCGACGUCUCACGGCCUGGAGGUGCACGCCCGACGGUCUCACAACGGUAAAAGACCAUUUUCCUGCGAACUGUGCAACAAGUCUUUCGGCGCCGAAAUCAGUCUCAACCAACACCGGUGGUUAUGCUGCCGACGGACAACCCACAACGUGGAAAAGCUGUUCGAGUGCAAGCAGUGUGGCAAAACGUUCAAGAGAUCGUCCACGCUGUCCACGCACCUGCUGAUCCACUCGGACACCAGACCGUAUCCGUGUCAGUUUUGCGGCAAACGUUUCCAUCAGAAGUCCGACAUGAAAAAGCACACUUACAUUCACACGGGUGAGAAACCUCACAAGUGUCAAGUGUGCGGCAAAGCAUUCAGCCAGUCGUCAAAUUUGAUCACACACAGCCGCAAGCACACCGGAUACAAGCCGUUUGCUUGCGACCUUUGUGGCAGGGCUUUUCAGCGGAAAGUCGAUCUGCGUCGACACAAGGAAACCCAACACACCGAUUUCCGACCCGGAAACCUCACUUAAGUUGUGCUUCCUCAGGUUCAACAACACUAUUGAAAACAUAAUAUAAUUUAUAACUAGAUUAAAUACUAUUAUAUUAUUUUGUAUCGCCUAGCAUAAUCGCUAUCUCGGCGGCUUGUUGUUAAGUGUAAGUUUUAUUAUUAGUUAAUUUUUUUCGAAAUACUUUAGAAAUUUAACCUAUAAUACCUCACAUUCAGGCGUGUAUCAAUUUGUUUGUUGGGAUGUAUUAAGAUUAAAACCGUACGGUAUUUAUUUGUAGGCACCGCCGUGUUUAUACGAUGAGUUUGGGCUAUUAAAAUAAAAUAUUAAAAUAUGUUCGCUAUAUGAUACCAUAUUUUUGGCUUUUAUGUGUUGAACGUUUUGAUUUUUUUUUUAAUAUAAAAUAUACUAUAAUGUACAUAUAGUUAUGUUAUUACUUAUUGGGUAUUUCAUUUUAAACAUCCGCAUCAACUUAACGCAUAUUACUGUGUUCUUUUUUUAAAUAAUUAUAUGAUAAAACCUUUUGUUUCUG